UUAAUUGUUUAUUUUAAACCAUAAAUUUGUGUUUACAGUUGGUCUCUUGUUAUUUGGUAUUAGAUGGGUUAAACUUGUGAGUCUCAUAUCACACGAAGAAUGCUUCAACUUUUUCAUGGAUGAAGAAGAUUUCUCUGCAUCUUCUUCUAAACAGUGCUAUCCUUACUAUCCGCACCCUCAGCCCCACCCUUCUGCCACCGGCACCACCACCACUACGCCCACCAGCAUACAUCAUGCCUUUGAAACUUCUGAAUUCUCCACUUUCUCCCCUGCUCGUGACCUCACCUUUGAUUUCUCCGGUAAGUGGGCUACCGAUAUCCUCCUGGAAGCAGCAACCGCUAUUGCAGAUCGGAACAGUGGACGUUUCCAGCAACUCAUGUGGAUGCUGAACGAGCUUAGUUCACCUUACGGUGACACCGACCAGAAGCUUGGUUCUUACUUUCUCCAAGCAUUGUUUAACCGCAUGACCGACUCUGGUGAGCGUUGCUAUCGAACCUUAGCCUCGGUAUCUGAGAAAACCUGUAGUUUCGAGACAACAAGGAAGAUGGUAUUGAAGUUUCAAGAGGUAAGUCCCUGGACUACCUUUGGUCACGUUGCUUGUAAUGGUGCAAUCAUGGAAGCUUUCGAAGGUGAAAGCAAAUUACAUAUAAUUGAUAUAAGCAGCACUUAUUGUACUCAAUGGCCAACCUUGCUUGAAUCCCUAGCGACCCGCACCGAUGAAACCCCACAUUUGAAGCUGACCACAAUCGUUGCUACCAAAAACGGUGGUGUUCCUGGGAGUAGUACUUCAGGAACAGCAGCAGGAAGCUUAGCUUCAGUCCAAGAUAUAAUGAAAGAAAUAGGAAACCGAAUGGAAAAGUUCGCUAGGCUUAUGGGAGUUCCCUUCAAAUUCAACGUAAUACACCAUGGCGGUGAUUUAUGUGAGUUAGAUUUAUCAAAACUUGAUAUAAAAGAAGAUGAGGCCUUAGCCAUCAACUGCGUUGGCACGUUGCAUUCCAUCAGAGCCGUUGAUAAUCGUAGAGAUAUGAUGAUAUCGAAUUUCAAGAAACUGCAGCCAAGAAUAAUCACGGUUGUGGAAGAAGAAGCUGAUCUUGAUGUAGGGGUUGAUGGGAUGGAGUUCGUAAAGGGUUUCCAAGAAUGUUUAAGAUGGUUUAGGGUUUAUUUUGAAGCCCUGGAUGAGAGCUUCGCUAGAACAAGCAAUGAAAGAUUGAUGCUGGAACGUGCAGCUGGUCGAGCCAUAGUUGAGUUGGUGGCUUGUGCACCAUCCGAGUCCGUAGAGAGACGAGAGCCGGCCAAUCGAUGGUCAAGACGGUUCCAUGGAAGUGGGUUUAACCCCCUGGUUUUGAGUGAUGAAGUGUGCGAUGAUGUACGCGCCUUGUUGAGAAGGUACAAAGAAGGUUGGUCCAUGACACAGUGUUCCGACGCCGGAAUAUUCUUGUCUUGGAAAGAUCAGCCGGUGGUUUGGGCUAGUGCAUGGCGGCCUUGACGACUGUGGUAGGCUUUUCUUUUUUUUUUUUUUUUGGCCUGGGAGGAUAUAAAAUUGCCAACUGAAUUAGCCAAAAUCGAUUUGUAUAAUUUUAUUUUUAUAAAUUGAACUGAAUAUACAUUUUGGAACGGUUCUUAGUUCAGUUAGCAAUUAAAAGUUUUAUUUAAAU
Gossypium raimondii (Peruvian cotton) is the source of this 1655-nucleotide messenger RNA. RefSeq names its product protein SHORT-ROOT. NCBI's taxonomy places the organism in Eukaryota, Viridiplantae, Streptophyta, Magnoliopsida, Malvales, Malvaceae. Gene Ontology annotation, cellular component: nucleus. Bases 116 to 1486 code for a protein of 456 amino acids. Gene Ontology annotation, molecular function: sequence-specific DNA binding; DNA-binding transcription factor activity. Gene Ontology annotation, biological process: negative regulation of mitotic cell cycle; leaf development; regulation of DNA-templated transcription. The record is from RefSeq and is a predicted model, not a curated record. The transcript has a single exon.